This is a messenger RNA of Dissoconium aciculare CBS 342.82, 435 nucleotides long. RefSeq names its product EF-hand. Gene Ontology annotation, molecular function: calcium ion binding. The record is from RefSeq and is a predicted model, not a curated record. NCBI's taxonomy places the organism in Eukaryota, Fungi, Ascomycota, Dothideomycetes, Mycosphaerellales, Dissoconiaceae. Bases 1 to 435 code for a protein of 144 amino acids. Gene Ontology annotation, cellular component: myosin II complex. The transcript has 3 exons. Gene Ontology annotation, biological process: mitotic actomyosin contractile ring assembly.
AUGUCGGAACAGGCUCAAUCUACCAACUUCAAAGAGGCCUUCUCCCUCUUCGACAAGCGCGGUAACGGACGUGUCACCAUCGACAGCCUAGGCGACCUUCUGCGAGCCUGUGGCCAGAACCCAACUUUGGCCGAAAUUAAAGAUUUGGAGCAUCAGAUUGGUGGCGCAGAUUUCGACUUCGAUGCCUUUGGCCGCGUGCUCAACCGACCUGGUGGAUUCCGCGACCCUGGAGAGCCGGAGGAAUACUGCCGUGGCUUCCAGGUAUUCGACAAGGAUCUCACAGGCUUCAUCGGCGUCGGACAAUUCCGAUACAUCCUCACGAACCUUGGCGAGAAGAUGAGCGACGAAGAGGUCGACGAACUACUCAAAUCGGUCGACACAAGCAGCGGAGAGCUGAACUACGUCGACAUGGUCAAGAUGAUUCUGCAGAACUAA